AUGUCAAAAAUCGCUUUUACAACCUAUGAAAAAGUUUUGGUUGAAUUGAGGUCAGCUCUGAGAGGAGAUUCAUUUAAAAAAUCAGUUUAUUGACAAAAUAAAAAUAAUGGAUGAAAUGAUGAUUGACCAGACUCCAUUGGCUGAUCGAUUUGUUAAAAAAUACAACCGUAAAUUUGAAAAAAGUAAAAACAAUAUAACUAAAACUAUAAAAUGAGAAAGUACUUUCACCCCGAUUAUAAAAACUAGUAGGCGACAGAAGACGGUCAAAUAUACAACAGAAAAAGAAAUAAGCCAUUAAAAGGAACAAUAGUUAAUGGCUACCGUAAAUUCUCUAUUCAUCAAAGAGGUUUUAAACCACGGUUACCCCUUUCAUAAAUUAAUUUGGGAGGCAAUUAACGGUGAAGAGGUUGGUGAUUUUUACAAAGUAAUCCACGUUGAUAGAAAUAGGCUAAAUGAGAGAUCCAACCUUAAACACGUUUUUAAAGACACCAUAGUUAAUGGAGGUGACUGGUUAUGAAGCCCGGCAAACAUCAAAGGAGCAAACAAAGAUGCCAAGAUUUAUGUUAGAAGGUCCACGACCCUGCACAAUCUUUUGUUUUGCGUUCAUACGUUAUGCGUGAAUUACGUAACCAGCACGUUUCUAUUGGUUAGAAUUGGUUAGUUCCUCAGUACGGAGUAAACAACUAUUGUGUUUUGUGCAGGGUCAAGGCCAAAAAAGAGAACAAAAACAUACAACAAAGAACUUUGUCGGGUUUCAUAACCAUUCCCUCUAUUAACUAUGAAGACACUAAAAAUCCAAUGAGAAUAAAAAGAAAAAUAAUUGCAGCAAAUCUUGUAACAGGUCAUGUAACUAAACAUGACUCUAUCUACAAGGCAAGUAAAAGUUUAAAAAUUAAUCCUGGUUCUAUUAGAUUAAUUGCUGAAGGAAAAAGAAAAACAGCAAAACCAGAAAAUAAAAAUCAAAGUUAUACUUUUGAGUUUGCUGACAAAAACGAUUUAAUAAACUCUUCCAAUUGGCAGUGUUUUUCGCAUAAAUGCUUUAUGUCGGUACCACACAGAAAACACACAAUGGGUAAUGGGCAAAAUUCUGGUGGCGGGGAAGCGCUUAAAUCUAGGUAUAAGGGGACCAGGAGAGAAGCCCUCCUGGGGGGAGACAAGAUCGAGUGGUACCGGGGGUAGCCACCCUGGACAGGGGUCCUGAUCAGUCCCCGGGGGUGAGGCCCAUAUCCCCCAGCACAGGAACUGAGGGGAACCAGGAGGGGUGGCCCUCCUGGGUGGAGUACAGAUCAGGUGGGACCGGGGCUCCACACCCCGGAGUGGAUAUUUUUCCUUUUUCCUAAGCCUUACUGUGGGGUAAAGUGCAGCCAGGGGUUGCACUUCCCUGCCACUCCUUUUAUUUGGAAGCCAGACAGCAGUUUCAAUUCCCCGGAACCUAAUGGAGGAAUGAGACCUAGUCAAGUAUAACACCAUAAUAUAAAUGAUUAAUCUUAAGGAUUCAUGUUAUAGGGGAAUAAAGUAAUGAUCUGCUUAAAAUACGUUCUGGUCUUGCUAAAUACUGCUACUCUGCUACUCUGCCAGCCAAUAUUGGAAUAUGCUCCUAGAGGUACUUAGAACUACUGAAUCAUUACAUGUUUUCAAAUCCAAAAAUUAAGAGCAUUAAUAAUAGAUAAUAAAUGCUGCCCCUUUGUAAUUAGUCUUAAUUAUCACUAGGUACUGUAGACACACUGUAUAUAAUAAUUUUACUGUUUCUACAUUAUCUUAAACUUGUACAUAAUAUAUAGUAUAAACGCUGAUUAGAAUAGAGUAAUAGUAUUACUCUAUUCUAAUCAGCGUUGUCAUUUAUAUUCUAUCUGUUUUUGCUAUACCUUCGGAGAUAUGAGCACUAGUUGAUGCUAUCUUUUGGAAUUCGAAGUGAGAUAAAGUUUUUGAUUUGAUUUGAAAUAUAUAGGGAACAUAAGAAGUAAUCGAAGAACUAAACAAAUGUUCCAGUCAGAACAAAGGGUGGGUGGGAGGGAAAAAACGCUGUUGUGAAUGAACCGAAGCUCUAAACGAACUGACUGGGAAAGGGCAGUGUACGGCAAAAAGAGGAGCACAAGUGCAUGAUAAGCAUUUGAUAAUAUGAAUGGAACCUUUGUGGAGUCUAGUAAUACAUCAUGCUACAUUACAGUGGACUUUGCCAAAGAAGAAGGAUACAUUGUAAUCAAACACUAUAGUUAGUGUUCAUUGUUCUUUCUUGUACUUUGAACUAGUAUCUACCAUUACUUAGUACAAAAGCUUAUACAAAUGUUGCACGUUGUGUGACAUAAUAACCGAGGCAUGAUUGUUGCUAGUAUGUCCUAAGUGUGCUUUCAUAGGGCAUCAUUCUCAGGUUUAUUAACAACAGUUUAUGCUACCAUAAAUUUGAACUUAAACCUUACAAGUUUUUGGAGAAACAAAAUUAAAAAUAGAUAAGAAAAAAGAAAAGUUUUAUUUAUCAUCUUUUAUCUACCAAUAGAAUAAAAUCAUAGAGACUAUUGUUGCUUUUGGAAAUGAAAAUUACUGUAUCCCCGUUAUAAAAAUUUAUCAAAAAAUAAAUAUUUCACCAAAGCUUGCCUUGUUUACAAGUUUUUGUAUGAAACAUACUGUAAAACACUACUGAUAUCAACACCAUUGCUUUUAUUUUAUACAAAGGUUUGAAGUGAUAUCUUCAAAUCUAUUUUUUUUAAAUUUUAAUUUCCCAUUUCUUGUAAAAAUUUUCGGAUUAAGUAAUUAAUGUUGAUCAUUCUCUUUCUCUUGAAUUUUUCGUUUAAAUGUUUUAAAUUAGUUUACUGCUAUUUAUCUCCAUUAACUUUUUAUAGAGUUUAUACUUUUCAUCCUCUGUUAAAAAUAUUUUAAACCUUUCAAAUAUUUUCCUAAUCUUUUUUUUCAUAAUGGUAUUUUCGCUGAUAAAUAGAUUUUUGUCGAAAAUGAACUCUGUCAUAAUAUGAUUUGUCAGAGCAUCAUGAACCGUCCUACAUUCUUCACAGAUAUUAUGACGCGAUUCAACAAAACAUCUUUCAUUUCCACAAAUUCUACAUCUAACUUUUUCCGUUUUUUUAGUUUAACCGAUUCAAAUAUAUGGUUUAAGAUAGUUCAUAUAUUUAUUGAUUUGUUCUUCGGUGUAACUCAUUUUAUUUUAUAACUUUUUUUUUUACCUAAAAGCCUUUGUAUUAAUUUUAUUUUCCAUCACAAUUAGUUUAUCAUCUGCUGUAGAUAAUGCUAUUUUAUUUAUCCUCAUAGAGUUAAUAUCGCGAUUAUCACUUCUGAUAAUAUUCAUCGUUCUCAUUUGCUCUUCACCUGAAAAAAAAAAACACUGUUUAUAAUCUAUAAAUUUUAAUUCGUUUUUUUUUAAUGCCCUUGCAUUUCAGUUCUUCGUUGUCUUCAAGUUUGUAACUGUAGAGCUUUGGACGAAGACCAACAAAGUGAGUAAUCUGUUUCCAGCUUCUUCAUCCUUAAAUUUUCCAAUUACUUUUUUGUUAACCCCUGUUUUUAUUUCCGACGGAUGUAUUUCAGGAUAAUCACCUGUAUCAAAUCUUUUUCUAACAUCUCCAGAUAUAUCCCUAUAAAAAUUUCCGUCUGAACACUAUACAUUAAGCUAUCAGUAUCUGUAAAAAGUAAUUCAGCUUUAUCACCAUAUUUUGGCUUUAUAAGCGUUUUUGAUAGAUCAAGAAUUGCUUGGCCAAUAUAGAUAGGUUUAUUAAAAUAAACCUCAGUUUUUUUCAUGUGAACAGCAAUAAGAUUUUCAUCAAAUAUUUUACUUCUUUCAAAAUUUGGUUUUGAUGACAAUUUCAAAGCUUUUCCUCGGUUAUCAAUCAAUGUUACAUUUUGUCCUUUUCUGAUGUUUUUAAUUGUUUUUCCAAAUACAGAAUUAUUCAUUAAUUUAAAGAAGCUUUUCUCAAAUUUUUUGACUUUUUUCGCAACUUUGUAUUGUUUGAGAUGUAUGGCCUCAUUCAAUAACUUUCUUGAAAUGCUAUUCCUCCAUGAACGGCGGUUACUUUCAUCCCAAGAUUAAGGUAUUGCUUUAAAUUUUUGUAGUGUAUUACAUAGUUCUUCUUUGGAUAAAAACUUCCAAUAAGUUUUUCUGCGUUUCCUUUUUUUAUUUUCUCUGGAGCAAGUGGAUAAUCAUUGUGAAGUCCCCACAACUCUUCAGGAUAUUCAAGAUCAACUUCAAAUACAAAACCGCGAUUUUUUCGUUUUUUGGUUAUUAAUUCUUUUGUUUUUUCAACUGUUAAAUCCUUCAACCACUUGAAUCCAUGAGCUGGCAGUUUUCGAGACAUCGCGCAACCAUAAAGAUUAUUUGCAUCCAGGUAUUGAAUGUAUUUAGACGGUCUAUUUGAGUCGUAAUCUCUCAUAUAUUUAUUGUUUGCUUCUUCGUAUUUCUUUGCUAUAUGAGUUAUUCCCCCCCCCCCGUAUUCCUUGUUCAAACAUCAUCAACAUGUCAUGAUCGUGAAGAAGCUGAGGCAAGCAUACCAAGCGAGACCUGGCGCCGUAAAGUAAUGUGCUGGGUCAAGUUUGUAAUAUUCAAGACAAAUUUUUCUGAAGUUCUCAAUUAAAUCGGCAAGAAGAAGAACAUCAGACUUGAGAUAAAGAUCGUGAAAAUCUUUUAUCGUUUUACAUUUAAACGUCUUCCAAACAGUUAAGGCAUGCAGAUAAUCUUCGUCAGAAAUAUGUUCAUCAUUUAGCUUUGAAUAAAAUUCGGAUUUGUUUUUGAUACGAAUACGUAUAAGAUUCAUUAGAAGAAGGCUCACAUGUUUGAAGUGGUUUUGUGAAAUAUUCAAAGUCUGCAUAAACAACAAAAGGUACCGGAAAUCUAUGGGAAAAAUUUUUGAAUUCAAAAAUGUUAUUUUUUCCGGCAUUUUUACAGCAACUGUUUCAUUCCUAAGGCAGUAUUGGAUAUGUUUAUCAAAUAACUCUUUCUUUGUAAAGUUAGUAAAACAUUUUUUACAGAUGUAAACUGGGGCAUUAGUCUGUGAAGUAAUUUGCGAUCUAAACAAUCUGUUAAAGUGUUUUAUGAGUGAAUAAUGUUGCUUUCCAUCUUUUUCAACUAAAAAUAAAUCUAUCCUUGUUUGCCAAUCUUUUUCAGCCAUUCUUAACGGAUAAAAGUUAUUUUUGUCAUUGACUGAAAAUACAUUGAGAUGAAGAUACUGGUACUCUGGUACUCUUCUAACAAUAGACAUUUGGCAUUAGGUACAGCUCAAAUCAAGUCGCCUUACUGUUAGAAAAAUGCAUUGAAAAACGCAAGUUUCAUGCAUUCUGAGUGACUGUCAGGUUUGUAAAAGAGGUGCCUCAGUAAAACUUGGAUUACUUGACUGAAUUUAUCUGUAUGAAUUGCUUAAAUAUUUUUGCUGAAUAAUAUACCGUAAAAUUCCGAAAAUAUGCCCCUCCUUGUAUAAGCACCUCCAAAUAUAAGCCCCCCAAACUCGUAACGCAAAAAACCCGGACGAUCAAACUCAUAACUAUGAUUGUUGUCUUGUCAUAACCCGCACAGCGCCGCACAGCGCUCAUCGCGGCCGAGCGUAGUUACACUCGUCGUAAAUAUCACCACACGUAAUUAUAACUUAAACGCUUAAAUGAGCCAAUCCCCCAACAUGUAUACCUUAAUUUGCACUAUGUAUUUCGAGACCUUUUCUUUACGUAGAUCACUCUGUAAAUUCAGUAAACAAAAAUUUCACCCUCAGCCUCACGCAAGGAGUGUUUAUCGAUAGAAUCUAUCGCAUUAAUCACACAGAAACUUGAAAUUUCAACACCCCAAUAUUAGUCACCUCCGUUUUCAUAAAAUCACGGCAAAAUGCGGCAUUCUCUGUCCAAAGACACCGCUUUUAACGGCCGAGAAAUAACUCCACGCCAUACAUUUCUUUGUAGCGACUCGCAAUGUUUGCCCCCUGGCGAUCCCAGAAUCCUGUGCGCAAAACAUGGGUCUCCGAUUAUUGGAAAGUCAUUCAUUGAUUACGUUAGUGGCCAACAAUAUAGUUAAUCCCAAGGAUUUAUUGCCAAUGUCCCUACGGGAGUUGAAUUAUGUGUAUCAUUAAAUGAGGAUGACGUAAAACUUAACGGACCGGAAUAGAAAUAGAAAAAAUACCUAGCGCACUUUUUCUCUGUUUAAUACUUUUGAUCACUUGUAAAAAUAGUAACUUACUGGUUUGUCCUUAGAAUUCCCCUUUUGUCUUCUAUGGACCUAUGAGCCUGUCUUCUAUUACCCAUCCACUUCUCUCUAAAUUGCGACAGGGAAGUGCUUUUCCGUUGGUAAAGGAGCUUGUAAUUGAAUUCAUAAUUUAAUACUCGGCUGUCUUGUGAUAGAUUGUGUUAGUUGCCAGUUAUCACGAACCAGAGGAGAAGAAAGUCAUUUGUUUUGCUGAGAAGUUUGCUUAUCAAGCAUAGUCUUCGAAAUAGUUCAAUUUGGCCCAUGGAAAUUUGUAUCAAAUUUAGCGGAGUCAAAUAAAAUGGCUGUUGCGGAAACCAAAACUUGCAAAUAAAAAGCGCUUCAGUAAACUUUUACAUACAAGUUUUUAGGUAAACAAUGCUUCAACGAGUUGCUUUUCGGCAUUUAUUUGUGAGAGUAGCUAGUCUCGUCAAAAUUCAGUAAAUAUUGAAAUAUGUGUUAUGGGAAGCGCAGGUGAGCAGUAGCCUUGAGUUUUUGCAUUUAUCCGCUCAGUCUGGGUUCCACGAGCUAACCUGUCAAUAAAGCCGUCUCUCAUAGUUCCCCGCCAUUCCCAGCGGAAGGGAGAGAGCAUUAAGAGGCAGUUGUAUUUGGGGGCUACACACACAAAUGGUUGAGGCAUUUAAGAGCGUGAUAAUUCAAAGAGCGCUCUUUUCCCUAUGCAUCUACUCCUUCCCAGUCACAAGGGUAUUCUGGCAGUGACUGCGACGCUUUAAAAAUAACGAGGGCUUCGUUUUUACCCACCUAGACUGACUGUGGUUUAACAAUACUUGACUGUAGUAAUCGCUGAAAUUGCUAUUACAACUCCUCCAUAAACUGACAAAAAUAUAUGUCAUUAUCUCUAUUUUCCACUUCCACACGAAGCUUAAAACUACAAUUUUAAAGUAGUACGCCAUUAAUUCCUCGACAAUAAAAACAAAACAAAGAGAUAUAAACAAGACAUUUAUUGUUCGGCCACACGAUGCUCUAUGUAAAUGUUGAAUAAUUUAAUGCUUUAUUGGUGAUCGCAAUAAUAGAUGACGAAACCCCUCACUUAAGAUACACAGAAGCUUACAGACGAGAAAAAUCUUGUUUUGAAAAAUCAGAAGCAAUACGAAGCAUCUGCGGAAGUUUUAGUAUCAUUUCUUCUCUAACUCUUUGUCCAUUGUACAUGUAGGAUAGUAACUGUUCUUUCGAAUCUCAAAACUGCUCAUACUAAGGAGUUAAGAUGAAAUAUUUCUUUGGAAUUAUCCCGCUCGCUUGCCUCAUCUCGGCACUUGCCAACUCUACAGUAAAACCGACGAAGGCCACUCGUUGUAAUGUGAAUAAUAACUACAACAGCUUCUACGCCGGACCCAACUGCAAGAAAAUCGAGCAACAAUUAGCAGAAAUACGAAAAGAAAUCAGGGCAUUGAAAAAAGGUUUGUAACAACAACUUAAUUUGUGCUACAAAUGAACAAAGUGGAUCAUCAUUCAGUCAUCAAUACCUCACUAAAACACCGUCAAAACCCCUCCAAAAUGUCACGAAAAUACGAUAAUUCUUAUUUUACUAAUGUGUUCUUAAAACAAAUUCUAUGGGUCAUUUAGAUCCUCCUUUAUUAUAUUACGUCCAAGCACAAUGCAAAACAGAGGGAUGGCUAAGGCGAAUAGUUCAAAUGUUUAAUACUGAGUCUAAAUAACGCAUUUACAGCUAUGUGUCACAUUUUAUUCUUGAAUUUGCCAACUCUUUUGGAUUAACCUUUUACCUUGAAGAAUAACGGCUAGAAAAAAUAGCCAAAAACUAAUUACCGCAUUGAAUGACCAUUUUAUUUCAGUUUACAAGAACUGCGCUGAAGUCUACAAGUCCGGUGACAAGAUCAGUGGAGUGUAUAAAAUCAAUCCUGAUGGUCUGGGCGAAUUUGAAGUGUUCUGUGAUCAGAAAACGGCCGGUGGAGGUUGGACGGUGUUUCAGAGGAGGCGAGAUGGCUCUGUUGAUUUCUUCCGCGCUUGGGAUGACUACAAACGUGGCUUUGGCAAUCUGAACGGUGAGUUCUGGCUCGGUUUGGACAAGAUACAUCGGCUGACUGUAAGCGGUGGUUAUAAACUCCGUAUCGACUUGGGAGACAUUCAUGGAAAAACUGCAUUUGCAGAGUACAGCUCCUUUUCUGUGGCAAGCGAGAAGGCAAAAUACCGACUGAACUUUGGAAGUUAUUCGGGUAAGUUUAUACAGGACUCAAAAAGAGUUCGUCGGCGAAAAAUGUUGCCAAUUGGCAAAUACAAUAAAAGAAGAAAAAAGAAAGAAUAUAAGAUUUUUUUUUUGGAAUUGAUCGCGAUUGAAAUGUGGAAGUUAUCAGUUGAUUUUUACAACAGCAAUUGACCUUAUUUGUAAUGUCAUAUUAGAUCAUAUAAAAAAGUUUGAAAAGGAUUGGCCCACGUCUUGAGAGUUCAGAAAUAAGGGUGUUUAAUUGAAUUAUCAGCAAGCACAAGAUCUCCACCGGUUUCGUAGCUUUACCAAAUGUUAUUUUUAAUGUUCCUUUUAAGACCUGUGGAAGGACUUUUUAAUUUUGUUUUUAAAAAUCUGGAAGUGUUUCGUCCCGUUUGGAUUAAUUAAAGUGGACUGAGGUUGUUUAAUAUGCAGGAGUGAAAUUGACCGGUUGAAAAACUCUGCGAAAGAUAACCCUUGAAAUAUAAGUUAGACCUAUUUAAAUGUUCUCAAAACAUAGCCAAGAAAAGUCUUAAUGAUGGUGACAGUUUCGAUGACUGUCAGCCAUCUUUAUCAAAACUUGAAAAUCGUCAAAGGUGUCAUCAGAAGCCUUAAACAGGUUUCUGAAGGUGUUAGUUAGACCUAAGUUAGACAUGUAUUUCACUUUUUCCCCUUUUUGUAGGAACCGCUGGUGAUGGGCUUGGCCGUAUGCAUCGUGGUAUGUCAUUUUCCACCAAGGAUCGUGAUAAUGACAGGUGGGGUCGCAACUGUGCCUCGCAUUUUAAAGGCGCCUGGUGGUACAACAAUUGUCACCACUCCAACCUGAAUGGUCUGUACCUCAAUGGUAAGAGUGAUUGUCAAGGAAUGCGCUGGAACAGUUGGCCGAAGGGUCCGUGCUACUCUGUCAAGAAAGCCGAGAUGAAGAUACUUCCGAAAGAUUUUUGA
Messenger RNA from Porites evermanni, 9281 nucleotides. The record is from the annotation of a GenBank genome assembly. Lineage: Eukaryota; Metazoa; Cnidaria; Anthozoa; Scleractinia; Poritidae.